AUGCUUUGGUUGGUUUCGAUUCUAUUUACACUUAGUGAAAUAAAUGCCUACAAGUAUCUAGUUGUGAAUCCUUUACCAGUCAAAAGUCAUUCAAUUUUGGGGGAUGCACUAGUCGACCACUUAGUUGAUGCUGGACACGAAAAACUUAUGGCUGAUAAAAACCAACGAUUUGACGCUGUGAUUGCUGAAUGGAAUUACCACGAUGUAUAUGUCGGAUUUGCUGCACUUUUUAACUGUCCUUUAAUUUGGUUCUCAUCAGUAGAACCGCACUGGAUGGUUUUGCAAUUAAUAGAUGAGAUUCCCAACCCUGCAUACUCUACUGAUAUGUUGACAACGGACUAUACGCCUCCUCUGACAUUUAAUCAACGAGUCGUUGAGCUUUAUACACAAUUUUUUACCAGGUUUAUCCAAAUAUUUUAUCUUUCAGGCCUUGAACAUGACGUAUACAAUGAGUAUUUUGCACCUUUUAUUCGAGACAGAUAUAACACUGUGCCCCCAUUUGAAGAACUAAGGUACAAUGCUUCUUUAAUGUUGAGUAACUCUCAUAUAUCGAUGAAUAUACCUAUAAGAUUGCCAGCUAACGUAAUUACUAUAGGAGGAUAUCAUAUCAAACCUAAUAUAAAACCUUUACCUGAGAAUCUGCAAAAAGUUAUGGACAAAGCCAAAGAUGGUGUAAUUUAUUUCAGUAUGGGCACUAAUUUGCGAAGCAAUCAUUUCCCAGACCAAGUCAAACAAGAUCUAUUAAAAAUGUUCGGCAAAUUGAAACAGACUGUCAUAUGGAAAUUCGAAGAGGAUUUACCCAACCGACCUAAUAAUGUGCAUAUUGUUCAGUGGGCUCCACAACAAAGUAUUUUAGCACAUCCAAACUGUUUAUUAUUUAUCACACAUGGAGGUCUACUCUCCACCACUGAGACAGUGCAUUUUGGAGUACCCAUUAUUGGAAUACCAGUUUUUGCCGAUCAAUACGUAAACGUAGGAAGAGCUGUUAAAAAGGGAUUCGCUCAAAGAGUCGAUCUAUCUUACUCAUUAGCUGUGGAUUUGGAAAAAGCUAUUAGAAAUGUACUUUUUGACUCAAGUUAUACAACGAGAAUUAAAGAACUAUCUGCAAUUUACCACGACAGAACCGUGCCACCUGCCAAAGAACUAGUUCACUGGGCGGAACAAGUUGUGAAGACGAAAGGAGCGAGACAUCUACGCUCUCCAGCGUUUAUGAUGCCCUGGUACCAGAAGAUGUACUUAGAUCUUAUUUUAGUUUCACUAGUAGUUUUAUUAGUUUUGAAGUAUCUAGAUGCACAACUAUGCUUUGCCUAG
Messenger RNA from Bicyclus anynana (squinting bush brown), 1311 nucleotides. RefSeq names its product UDP-glucosyltransferase 2-like. Bases 1 to 1311 code for a protein of 436 amino acids. The transcript is spliced from 8 exons. NCBI's taxonomy places the organism in Eukaryota, Metazoa, Arthropoda, Insecta, Lepidoptera, Nymphalidae. The record is from RefSeq and is a predicted model, not a curated record. Gene Ontology annotation, molecular function: UDP-glycosyltransferase activity.